GGCCCGAGCAGCCCCGGCUCCCGCCGCCCGCCCCGGUGCCCGCCGCGCGCGCCCGAGCGUCCGUCGGUCCCCGCUCGCCCCGGGGGGCCCCGCGCAGCCGACCACCGCGGGGGGAGCGGCGAGGAGCUCCGAGGGGCGCCCCGAUCGCUCUGCAGCCCGCCGCGGGGCGCGGGGGCCCGAGCUUGGUGGAAGCGGCCGAGGCCGCGCGGCGGUUGGGGUGGGGGGUGCACCCCACCCCCUUCGCCCAGAUCCGGGGACCCUCGGCCGGCGCCGGGAGGGGGUUUCUGCACGGCGGAGGAGGAGGCGGCGGCGGCGGCGCCCCCCGACACACGCGCACACACGCACGCACUCACACACACACACGCGCACGCACGCAGAAGCGCCCCCCGGAGCAUGCACGGCGCGGGCCGGCGCGGCGCGCUCUGAUCCGGGGGGUCCCCGUGCUCCCCGGAGCAGCCAUGGGCGCCGGGGGAGGCCGGGGGGCGGCGGCCGGGCCGCUGCUGCUGCUCCUGCUGGCCGGGGCCGCGCUGCUGCUGGGCGCCGCGGGCCACCUGUACCCCGGAGAGGUCUGCCCCAGCAUGGACAUCCGGAACAACCUGACGCGCUCCAGGACCUGGCCAACUGCUCGGUCAUCGAAGGGCCACCUCCAGAUCCUGCUGAUGUUCAAGACCCGCCCCGAGGACUUCCGGGACCUCAGUUUCCCCAAACUGGUGAUGAUCACGGACUACCUGCUGCUCUUCCGGGUCUACGGGCUGGAGAGCCUCCGGGACCUGUUCCCCAACCUGACGGUCAUCCGGGGCUCCCGGCUCUUCUUCAACUACGCGCUGGUGGUCUUCGAGAUGGUCCACCUCAAGGAGCUGGGUCUUUACAGCCUCAUGAACAUCACGCGCGGUGCCGUGCGCAUCGAGAAGAACAACGAACUCUGCUACCUGCUCACGAUCGACUGGUCGCGCAUCUUGGACUCCGUGGAGGACAACUAUAUCGUGAAGAACAAGGACGAUAACGAGGAGUGCGGGGACAUCUGCCCCGGCACGGCCAAGGGCAAGACCAACUGCCCGGCCACAGUCAUCAAUGGGCAGUUCGUGGAGCGCUGUUGGACACACAACCACUGUCAGAAAGUCUGCCCGACCAGCUGUAAGUCUUCAGGCUGCACGGCGGAAGGUCUCUGCUGCCACAGUGAGUGUCUGGGCAACUGCCUGGAGCCCAACGAUCCCAGCAAGUGCGUGGCCUGCCGGAACUUCUACCUGGACGGCCGCUGCGUGGACACAUGUCCCCGCCCCUACCUUCACUUCCAGGACUGGCGUUGUGUGGACUUCAACUUCUGCCAGGCCCUGCACAACAAGUGCAAGAACUCACGCCGGCCCGGUUGCCACCAGUACGUCAUCCACGAGAACAAAUGCAUCCCCGAGUGUCCCUCUGGGUACACGAUGAAUUCCAGCAACCUGCUGUGCACCCCGUGCCUGGGCCCCUGCCCCAAGGUCUGCCACCUGGAGGGCGAGAAGACCAUCGACUCGGUCACGUCAGCCCAGGAGCUGCGCGGUUGCACUGUGAUCAACGGGAGUUUGAUCAUCAACAUUCGUGGGGGCAACAACCUGGCCGCCGAGCUGGAGGCCAACCUGGGCCUCAUCGAGGAGAUUUCGGGGUUCCUGAAAAUCCGCCGCUCCUACGCACUCGUCUCUCUCGCCUUCUUCCGGAAGCUUCGCCUGAUCCGGGGAGAGACGCUGGAGAUGGGGAACUACUCCUUCUAUGCUCUGGACAACCAGAACCUGCGGCAGCUCUGGGACUGGAGCUCACACAAGCUCACGAUCGCCCAGGGCAAGCUCUUCUUCCACUACAACCCCAAGCUCUGCCUGGCCGAGAUCCACAAGAUGGAGGAAGUGUCGGGAACCAAGGGCCGCCAGGAGCGCAACGACGUCGCCCUGAAGACCAACGGGGACCAGGCAUCCUGCGAAAACGUGCUGCUGAAAUUCUCUUUCAUUAAGACAUCCUUCGACAAGAUCAUGCUUAAGUGGGACCCCUACUGGCCCCCCGACUUCAGAGACCUCCUGGGGUUCAUGCUUUUCUACAAGGAAGCCCCCUACCAGAACGUGACGGAGUUUGACGGGCAGGACGCGUGCGGCUCCAACAGCUGGACCGUGGUGGACAUCGACCCACCGCCGAGGUCCAACGACCCCAAAUCCCAGUCCCACCCGGGGUGGCUGAUGCGGAACCUCAAGCCCUGGACCCAGUAUGCCAUCUUCGUCAAGACCCUUGUCACCUUUUCGGAUGAACGUCGAACCUACGGGGCCAAGAGCAACAUCAUCUACGUGCAGACCAAUGCCACGAAUCCCUCCGUCCCCCUGGACCCGAUCUCCGUCUCCAAUUCCUCGUCCCAGAUCAUCCUCAAGUGGAAGCCGCCGUCGGACCCCAACGGGAACAUCACCCACUACCUGGUGUUCUGGGAGCGGCAGAUAGAGGACAGCGAGCUCUUCGAGCUGGAUUAUUGCCUCAAAGGCUUGAAGCUGCCCUCUCGGGCCUGGUCCCCUCCGUCCGAGGCUGACGGCGCCCAGAAGCAGAACCGGAGUGAGUCCGAGGAGGCCGGGAGCGAGUGCUGUUCCUGCCCCAAGACGGACUCGCAGAUCCUCAAGGAGCUGGAGGAAUCGUCCUUCCGGAAGACGUUUGAGGAUUAUCUGCACAACGUCGUUUUUGUGCCCCGGCCGUCACGGAAGCGCCGGGCAUUGGGCGAAGUGGCCAAUGUGACGGCUGAGUCGGUGCCCACGGUGCUGGUCACCCCCAGCGCCCCGUUCACCACCAGCCUGCCCAUGAGCACGGAGGAGCCGAGGCUGUUCGAGAAGGUGGUCAAUAAGGAGUCGCUGGUCAUCUCGGGCCUCCGCCACUUCACUGGGUACCGCAUCGAGGUGCAGGCCUGCAACCAGGAGGUUCCCGACGAGCGCUGCAGUGUGGCCGCCUAUGUGAGCGCCCGCACCAUGCCCGAAGCCAAGGCAGACGACAUCGUGGGCCCCGUGACCCAUGAGAUCUUCGAGAACAAUGUCGUGCACUUGAUGUGGCCGGAGCCCCAGGAGCCCAACGGGCUGAUCGUGCUGUAUGAAGUGAGUUACCGGCGCUACAGCGAUGAGGAGCUGCACCUCUGCGUGUCCCGCAGACAUUAUGCGCUGGAAGGGGGCUGCCGCCUGCGAGGCCUUUCCCCAGGGAAUUACAGUGUCAGGAUCCGGGCCACUUCCCUGGCGGGCAACGGCUCCUGGACGGAACCCACUUAUUUCUACGUGACCGACUAUUUGGAUGUCCCGUCCAACAUCGCCAAAAUCAUCAUCGGCCCGCUCAUCUUUGUCUUUCUCUUCAGUGUUGUGAUAGGAAGUAUUUAUCUCUUCCUGAGGAAGAGGCAUCCCGAUGGCCCGCUGGGGCCACUGUAUGCUUCGUCAAACCCUGAGUACCUCAGUGCCAGCGAUGUCUUUCCCUGUUCCAUGUACGUGCCCGACGAGUGGGAGGUGCCGCGGGAGAAGAUCGCCCUGCUGCGCGAGCUGGGCCAGGGCUCCUUCGGCAUGGUCUACGAGGGCAACGCCAAGGACAUCGUCAAGGGCGAGCCGGAGACCCGCGUGGCUGUGAAGACCGUCAACGAGUCAGCCAGCCUGCGGGAGCGGAUCGAGUUUCUCAAUGAGGCCUCGGUCAUGAAGGGCUUCACCUGCCACCACGUGGUCCGCCUCCUGGGCGUGGUGUCCAAGGGACAGCCCACUCUGGUGGUCAUGGAGCUGAUGGCCCACGGGGACCUGAAGAGUUACCUGCGCUCCCUGCGCCCGGACGCUGAGAAUAACCCGGGUCGCCCCCCGCCCACGCUGCAAGAAAUGAUCCAGAUGGCAGCAGAGAUCGCGGACGGCAUGGCAUACCUCAACGCCAAGAAGUUCGUGCACCGCGACCUCGCGGCCCGCAACUGCAUGGUCGCCCACGACUUCACGGUCAAGAUCGGAGACUUCGGGAUGACCAGGGACAUCUACGAGACAGAUUACUACCGGAAGGGGGGCAAGGGCCUGCUCCCCGUGCGCUGGAUGGCGCCCGAGUCUCUCAAGGACGGCGUCUUCACCACGUCUUCAGACAUGUGGUCCUUCGGCGUGGUCCUCUGGGAAAUCACCAGCCUGGCUGAGCAGCCGUACCAGGGCCUCUCCAACGAGCAGGUCCUCAAGUUCGUCAUGGACGGAGGGUUUCUGGAGCACCCGGAGAAUUGUCCAGAGAGAGUCUCCGAGCUGAUGCAGCUUUGCUGGCAGUUCAAUCCCAAGAUGCGGCCCACAUUCCUGGAGAUCGUGGACCUCCUCAAGGAUGACCUGCACCCCAGCUUCCCCGAGGUGUCCUUCUUCCACAGCGAGGAGAACAAGAUACCCGAGAGCGAGGAGUUGGAGCUGGAGCUGGAGGACAUGGAGAGUGUCCCCCUGGACCGCGCCCUCCACCCGGCCCGGGAUGAGGAAAGCAUCCCUUACACCCACAUGAAUGGGGGCAAGAAAAACGGACGGAUUCUGACUCUCACUCGGUCCAACCCGUCCUAACAGUGCCUGCUGGGGGGCGGGGAGUCCUCCCUGGGACUCCCCACCCCCCCUACAAUCCCCGUCCUCCCCAUCACCUCCCUCUUGCAAACUCAGGAUUCUCUCCCGACUGCUAUUAGGAUCUCCCAGAGCUCAGAGACCGUCAAACCACACACCGCCGCCCUCCGCCUUCCCGACGGCCCCCUCUCUGGGGUUGGAUUUCCCCCCCCUCACGACGUGACACAUCAGAACAUUGAACCAUGAAGCAUCCUUCUUUUGGGGGGCAAGGGGCCAUCCACGGCGGCCGACCAGGAUGUGACUUUUGUUGUUGUUGUUUUUCCUUCCAGUCGCUGGAAAGAAGGCACCUGUUUUUGGUUGUGUGUGUGUGUGUGUGUGUGUGUGUGUGAGUGUGUGUGUGUGUGUGUG
Sorex fumeus (smoky shrew) is the source of this 4934-nucleotide messenger RNA. It is a transcript of the gene INSR, whose product is annotated as insulin receptor. Gene Ontology annotation, molecular function: phosphatidylinositol 3-kinase binding; insulin receptor substrate binding; ATP binding. The record is from RefSeq and is a predicted model, not a curated record. Gene Ontology annotation, biological process: multicellular organism development; protein autophosphorylation; positive regulation of MAPK cascade. Gene Ontology annotation, cellular component: membrane; axon; insulin receptor complex. NCBI's taxonomy places the organism in Eukaryota, Metazoa, Chordata, Mammalia, Eulipotyphla, Soricidae.